AUGACAUGUCACCAGCGACAUGUCCUUUAUCUCAUUUAUACAGAGAGGCAAACUGUUGGAGAACACCAGCUUACUGGACAUAAAGUAGCAGUGAAAAUUUUAAACAGGCAAAAAAUUCGUAGUUUGGAUGUUGUUGGAAAGAUCAAACGAGAAAUCCAAAAUUUAAAACUUUUCAGGCAUCCCCAUAUUAUCAAACUGUAUCAGGUGAUCAGCACCCCUACUGAUUUUUUCAUGGUGAUGGAAUAUGUGUCUGGUGGAGAAUUGUUUGAUUAUAUCUGUAAACAUGGACAUGUAGAAGAAGCUGAAGCCAGGCGCCUCUUUCAGCAAAUUCUGUCAGCUAUGGAUUACUGCCAUAGGCAUAUGGUAGUUCACAGAGAUCUGAAACCAGAGAAUGUGCUGCUGGAUGCACACAUGAAUGCCAAGAUAGCUGAUUUUGGGCUAUCCAAUAUGAUGUCAGAUGGUGAAUUUCUGAGAACCAGCUGUGGCUCACCCAACUAUGCAGCACCAGAAGUAAUCUCUGGAAGAUUGUACGCUGGCCCAGAAGUUGAUAUCUGGAGCUGUGGUGUUAUUCUGUAUGCUCUCCUCUGUGGGACUCUUCCUUUUGAUGAUGAGCAUGUCCCAACCCUGUUUAAAAAAAUCCGGGGAGGCGUCUUCUACAUUCCUGAAUACCUCAACCAUUCAAUAGCAACCCUGCUGAUGCAUAUGCUACAGGUUGAUCCACUCAAACGAGCCACCAUCAAAGACAUACGAGAGCACGAAUGGUUCAAGCAAGAUCUGCCCAGUUAUUUGUUCCCAGAAGACCCAUCGUAUGAUGCCAAUGUCAUGGAUGAUGAUGCUGUGAGGGAAGUUUGUGAGAAAUUUGAAUGCACCGAGUCAGAAGUGAUGGCCAGCUUGUACAGUGGAGAUCCUCAGGACCAGCUUGCGGUUGCGUAUCACCUGAUCAUUGACAACCGGAGAAUCAUGAAUCAGGCCAGUGAGUUCUACCUCGCCUCCAGCCCACCAAGUGGCUCUUUUAUGGAUGACUCUAUGCAUAUCCCCCCAGGGGUGAAACCUCAUCCAGAAAGGAUGCCGCCUCUCGUUGCGGAUAGUCCCAAAGCAAAAAGCUCUUUGGAUGCAUUGAACACCACUAAGCCAAAACCGUCGACUGUGAAAAAAGCCAAGUGGCAUUUAGGAAUACGAAGUCAAAGCAAGCCUUACGAUAUCAUGGCUGAAGUUUACCGGGCAAUGAAACAUCUGGAUUUUGAAUGGAAGGUGGUGAAUGCCUAUCACCUUCGAGUGCGUAGAAAGAAUCCAGUUACAGGAAAUUAUGUGAAAAUGAGUUUGCAGCUCUAUCAGGUGGACAAUCGCAGCUAUCUGUUGGACUUUAAAAGCAUUGAUGAUGAUGUCAUGGAACAAAGAUCGGGUUCUUCUACACCUCAACGCUCAAGCUCAGCAGCUCGUUUGCACAGACCAAGACUAAGUCUUGACUCCGCCACUGUUGAUUGCCAGUCACUUCCCGGAUCCCCUACUGGUUCUUUGACUGGGAGCAUGUCCUCUGUGACACCACGUCUUGGGAGCCAUACACUGGAUUUCUUUGAAAUGUGUGCCAGUCUCAUUAUUGCACUGGCUGGCUGACAGGUAUAAUUCAGAGGUUUGAUUUCAGUGGAUGAGCAUAGGCCUUGGUAAUGCCAUUUGGCAAAGAAAGCCUCAUUUUGAACAUACAAAUAUCAGAUUCUGUACCCAGAAAUUACUUUAAAUACGGUAUUUAAGAGAGAAGACAAAGGUGUUCGAUUUAGGUAAGUCUAUCUGCAGAUUUUGCUGAAUUUUUGCCAGUAAUCUGGGAUUGUUGGUGUUAUUUCAUAGGUAUGGUAGAAAUGAUGAGCAGUGGAGUUAGUGCUUAACAGAAGUGAAGACUGAAGACUUCAGCCAAAAGCUGGUAGCUAUUGGACUCUACUCGCUGCCACUCAAAAUCAGAUGCUGCACUGCUGCCAAAAAUCUGAAAAACUCUACAAUUGAAGAAUUCAUAACAUUCAUGCCAUGUUGAAUGAACAGUGCAAUAAUAUUCCUGAAAACUUGACCAUCAAAAGGUUUUUUUAAAAAUAAAUAAAUAAAUAAAACUUACUUUAGAAAACAAAAGCAAUAGAAUCCUAGAUCCAAUUAAUUUAGAUUUAUACUCAUGGAAGAAAAGGUUGUCUCUGCUGUUCUUCCAAGUAUUAUAACAUUCAGAAAUUACCCAUAGAGUAGGACUGUAGACCAGAGAAAAGUGGAAUUUUGAUUUUUUUUAAAUCUCAGAUUUUAAAUAAUUAUAAUUUAGACUUAGAUAUUUAAGUUUGGAAAUAUAUUAUGGUAAGCCUUUUGGCCAAACUUCAUAUAUUCUUUUUCUGCUAUGGAAAUGCUUUUGGAAUGCAUGGAAGUCAAUAGUGCUUUUAUAUCCUACUAAUGGAUUCAUCUGAAAUAAUUAUUGCAGUCUACCUCCUAAAUAGCGUAGAACAGCAUUCAAGACUUACUGACUCGAAAACAGAGAGCUAGAGCUAAGCACCUGGAGCAUCAGAUGUCUCCAAAUCUGAGAUUAGAUGAUUCAUUAUAAAGCAAUUCUUGUGACAUUGUGGUAAAAUUAAAUAAAGCAACUGCUUUUAUUAGAGGUAGCAAGUGUCAAAUAAUGCAGAGACAUCUCUUACUUCAGUUAUUAGGCAAUAAGUAACCUCUUCCUGAUCUCAACACAUUUUUAUUACAUUUUUGUUGCUGCUGGAUUGUACGUUAUAUCUGUUUUUCACCCAAGUAGAGAAAAUAUCCUCAGAGAUGAAUUAAACUAAAUGAUUCAAUAUAUGAAAUCCCCCAAACUUAGAUGUUGAAAACCAUUCAAAUUCAGAAAUCACUUCAAUACAAUUCUUUCGAGUGGUGGAUGGUAGUCAGGGUUACCAAUUCUUUUUGCAAACUAUCCAGCAGCUACAUUUCCCCAGUUUUAAUUAAAGUUGUUGUUUUUUAUUAAGGACUUUCCAUUUUCAUUGAAGGAAUUCUUUUCAACGCAGCCUUUCAUAACCACUUUGCCCUUUCUGCUGUUCAUCAUCCAGCUUUUGUUAGAUUCAGACCAUCUAAUAUAUCUCAUAAACAAAAUUUGCACUCUGCUUUUUAUCUCAUUAUUAGUUUUCCCAUCAAUCAUUUCAGGCUGCGUUUUGCAUCAAAUAUAUCAAAAUGCUAGGUUUGCAUAUUUAAAUUAGUAAUAUUUAUUAAUCUCAUGGCAGCAACAGAUCAAAACGUCUAUAGCCGCAAUAUAAAACUCAAAAUUGUGGGGAAAGGAAGAAAAAAAUGUUUUCCUUCAGGGGUGAGUUCCUUUGGUUAAUGUUCUCUUUCAGAAAAAAAGGGUAAUAAACUGAUAAAGCAAGGUAAUUGCAGGCUAGCCACAAUUUUCAGAGAAAGGAUAGCAGAGAACAUUAGCAGCAGUCAAGAAAAGUGAAAAAAAGAACAGGGCACUCAAGACAAGUUUUUCUUGCUUAAAAAGCUAACUAGUAUUUAAAUGCUUCUGUAGCUUUAGUUGUCUAUAACAAUAUUCACUAGGUGCAGGGGUGGGUUCCGGCUGCUGCUACUGCCGAUUCACUCAGGGAUGCACCCUGCAUCCCUGAGCGUGUAUGUGCAGUACUAAAAAAAUGCUUCUGCGCAUACAGAAACAAGAUGAUGGCGCCUAUACACCAUUGAGAGAACUGGUUCGGGGGUGUGGCAGGCCGCCAAGUUGCCACCUAUUCGGCUGAACCGGUAGGAACCCACCUCUGACUAGGUGCUAAUUUUAGGCAGAUUUUGAGAAGAAAAGUUUACUGACACACACAGCAUAUUUCAUUCACUUGUACGGUAAUCCUGUACGUUAGCAGCCCCCAAACCUUUGGGCACCAGGGACCGGUUCUGUGGAGAGACGAUUUUUCAUGGACAAGAGGAGGUGUGGUUUUGCGUGCUGUCUGCAUAUUACAGAAGGGGCAUUGCUUCUUUGUGCAGGUUGUUGGCAUGCCGUGGGCUGGUGAUGGUCCCCACAAAGUGGGUUGGGGACUGCUGCUGUACGUUUCUGUUCAGAAAAUAAAUCUUUGGGUAGACUUAGGUUUAAAUAAGAAUAUAAGAGCAUUGCUAUCCAAAAUAUUUAAUAUAUCCUUUUUAAAAAAAGAUGGGAGAGUCUAUUUGUUUUAGUUUUGAAACAUUGAUCCAAAGGGAGCACUUUUGGCACUGCUGCAGAAGCCGGUUGUGAAAGUGGAUGGAUUUGAGAUCUUUCACAGACAAGGAUGUUUCCCAGUUCACCCUUUGGUCAAAUCAUCAAUCUUUUUCAAUUACUAAUACCCAUUUUUGUUGGUUUUUAAUCUUCAUUUCUGAUUUGCCACUUCCAGAUCAUUAGGGACAUUCUAACACAGGCAAAAAACCAACAAUGAUAUGCCUCUCGGUGUUUGUGUUGGUUCUAGCAUCCCUUCAUCCCCAGAAUUUGAGAAUAAUUUAUGGAGCCAAAAGUUGUGCAACAGAGAGAUGCAUUAGAACCAAUUUGAUAUUGCCAGUAAAUGACACUGCAGUGAAUAUUUUUUCAGCGAGUCACUGUGCAUAAUCAAAAGUCAGUCCAGAGUGGUCUUGGGUGAUGACAUGCUCCAUCAUGAAUGCAUAACAUUGGUCUUGAUGUUUUUUUUUACAAUGAUAAACAGAAAACUUGCCAUUUUGAUAUGUAUCAUUUUUAUUAAUCACAAAAAACUCCACAAAUACAGCAGUUUAAAGUCACGGCAUUAUCUAAAUUGGCUAGAAUAUCUGCCAUAAGGGAGUCACAUGUAACUGUUGCAUUGAGAUUGUCCGCAGUACAUUUUUAAAAGUAACAGAUUAAUGGGCAUUAAUCACUAAUUACCUUGAAACAUAACGAGUUUGUUGAAUUCUAGAUUUCAGAUAUGUUUUUUGUGAGUAAAGCUUUGUCAUUUCCCCCUUCAAUAGGAAAACAUUUUUGCCUUGGCAGCAUCCUUUUACAAUAUUAUUUCAUGAGAACUGGAAUAUGAAUUUGACAGUGUUGUUCCAGACCUCAGGGCUUUUGUGUACUUCUAAAGCUUAACUGCCUGUGACUUUGCUGAGGUACAGAUAAAGCAGGAGUGACUUAUGUUUAGUGUUCAUUUUCUUUAGGCUUUCUCAAGGCAGCACGUUUAGUAAAUGUGUAGUAACAAAACACUUUAUUACUGGAAAUGGUAGUAUUCUUUGAACAUGAGGGUGAAACUUUGUAGAUGCUGCAGUUCAUUGUUUCAGAGUUUUUAAUUAAGCUUUGUUCUCAUAAUAGCUGCUCUUUAAUUUUACAGUAGCUAUUUGUAAUACUUAUUAAUACUUGAUAUUAAUAAUACUUGAUAUUAAUAAGUUGAUAAAUUGAGGUUGAAUUAAAAAUAACAGCCUGAAAUGUAGUAGGUAUAAAUUAUGAUGGAGUCAAAAUAUUAUUUUAGGCAAAAUGGGGGGGAAAUUAUCCAAAUAACUUUGCAUGAAGCCUUUCCAAAUAAUUCAAAAAUUGAACUUUUCUCAUUUUUUGAUAUGGCGUCUCAACAGUCAUUAUCUGAAAAUGACUGUUGAGAUGCCCAUCGGUUUUUUCCCUUUGGGAGGAUAUUGAUUUUACAGGAUUAUUUUCAUAUAAUGAAUUUUGAUACAAUUAAAGGAAUACAAGUAUAGUCACAUUGCUGAAUAUGGAUGUAGGUACAGAUUUUCCUUGACUGAUGACUACAAUUGACUCCGAAAUGUCUGUUGCUAAGCAAGAUAGUUGUUAAGUGAGUUUUGGCCCAUUUUAUGACCGUUCUUGCCACAG
This is a messenger RNA of Thamnophis sirtalis, 5767 nucleotides long. NCBI's taxonomy places the organism in Eukaryota, Metazoa, Chordata, Lepidosauria, Squamata, Natricidae. The record is from RefSeq and is a predicted model, not a curated record.